AAACAAUGCAAGAAAUGGUUAGUCAUUUCUGGUCGUACCGCUCCGCUCAGGCCGCAACUCUUCUGUUCAGUAUUCCGUGUGCAGUGAACUACCAAUGAGUUUUAAGUUGAAUGCCCUUGCGCUCGCUAGGAAGUAGUACCCAAGGCUAAGAUCAAAUAAGAAAAAACGGAUUAUGAAGUGAAUUAAUAUAAUAUCCUUCCCGAAUCUGAAAAAUUUCUCCCAAGAAAUUAUCUCAAGAUGGACUGCUUUUGUGCUGACCGCACGCCUGUGCACUGUAAAAUAGUAUUCCUAGACGAAACCGAACUCGUACACGAAUUACAACGAACUAGCACCGGACAAGUUUUACUCGACAUGGUCUUCAAGCACCUAAAUCUUCUUGAAACUGCUUAUUUCGGAUUGAGAUUUCUUGACCACAACGGUCAAACCCACUGGUUGGAUCCAGCAAAAAAAUUAAAUAAGCAAAUUAAAGGAGACGAUCUGUAUACUUUAUAUUUUGGUGUGAAGUUCUAUGCAGCUGAUCCUUGUAAGCUUCUAGAAGAAAUAACGCGAUAUCAGUUUUUUUUGCAAAUCAAGCAAGAUAUUCUUCAAGGUAGAUUGCUGGUACCCUUUGAGCUAGCGGCUGAAUUGGGUGCUUUCAUCCUUCAGUCAGAAUUGGGAGAUUACGAUCCAAGAAGACAUGCUUAUGGCUAUGUAUCGGAAUUCCGUUUCUUUCCCAACCAGAGUGUAGAGCUAGAAAUGCGCAUGACGGAACUUCACCAAACUUUAACUGGACAAAUGCCUAGUCAAGCCGAAUUAAAUUAUUUGGACAAAGUGAAGUGGUUGGAAAUGUACGGUGUGGAUUUACAUCCAGUCUUAGGUGAAGAUCAUGUUGAAUAUUUUCUUGGAUUAACGCCCAGUGGCAUCAUAGUGUUACGAAAUAAAAACACAGUGGGGAAUUACUAUUGGCCUCGAAUUACCAAAAUUUACUUUAAAGGCCGCUAUUUUAUGUUAAGAGUAGCCGGAAAAAACAAUGACGAAUGUACUUAUGGAUUUGAAACACCAUCAAAGUGCGCUUGCAAGCAUUUAUGGAAAUGCUGCGUCGAACAUCACGCUUUCUUCAGAUUGGUGCAGGUCACUCCAGCAACGCCUGAUAUAUUUGCCUUGGGAUCUAGAUUCAGAUAUAGUGGACGAACUGAAAAGCAAGCAGUUCAUGACGUCCAGCUGAGACUUCGACAGCCACCAGCAUUCUCCCGAAACCCUUCCAAAAAAUACCAAAGACGACUGAACAUUGGCAACACUGAAGCCCAGCAACCGACUGAACCGAUUAUUCAAGCGCCCCAAUACCAAAAUCAAGAAGUAAAAUUCAUAUCCUUACCACUUCCUGCGGAUAACUUUGAAAGUUCCUGUAAUACUAAUACACUUAAAAGUAACGCUGGCAGCAAAAAGUUCGAUUCUCCAAGGAGUACUAGGAGUGCACCAUGGUCUCAGCCACAUUCCAAAGGAUUAUAUAACAAUUCAGUUCCUCCUAGUCCUAGAUCUGUGAGGUCGGGUAGUAGAUAUAGAUCUUCAUCUCUAGAUAGCCAAAGUUCAAACGAUUCUAGAUCCUGUCGAAGGAGAAGGCACAAAAGCAGAACUUCAGAUAAUGAGAGUGAAUUAUCAAAGAGCUCAAAUAGAUCUAGGAGGAAGCAUCGAAAGCGAAGAUCAAAAUCUAGAAGAGAUUCUGAAUCAGAACAGGAUUCAAGAACAAGAGAACGAAGACGAAGUAAAUCAAAACCAGAUAAAUAUUAUGAGCUGGUUGACUCAGAAGCACAAUGGCAAAAAGCUCAACUAAAGAACAGAGAUAGUAAUUCUAACACAAUUCAACAAGCCACUGUGGUUAGCAAUGCUAAUAAAGGACAUGAAAAAUCACAUCAUAAGCAAGCAUCAUCUGAUUAUAGCACUAAUAGUCGACAAAGCAAACACAGAAAGCACAGGUCGAGAUCGCCUGGGGAUUCAAAAUGGCUUCCUGAUGAGCUUAAAAAACACCUCGAAUUUGAUUUGGUGGAUACAUCGGGCAUGAGUGACUUGCAAUUGAAAGAAAUACCGUAUACCAUUGUUAAAACAAAUUAUUCAAAACAUGUUAAACUGAAAAAGCCUCCAGAAAUGAAAAAAGAACAUUUUAAUCCUAGCAGACCAAAAUCUUAUCAGUUGGGUCCUGGUCCACUGUACAACACCAAAGCACUUAUGGAUGAAGCUCUCACUAAUUUUUCUUAUCCAGAUUCAAUAGAAGGCCCUCAGUACUAUGAUGGUACCCAAUCAACCCUUUCAACAUAUUCCACUAAUUUCAACAACCCUAUUUUGGAUAAUUUCCCAAAUUUUCAUAGAACUCAGCAUGAACAUUCUGAUUCUGGUUUAGGAGUUUAACGAUAAAAUACAUGAAAGAACUGUUGAUGUGAUUUUUUGAAGUGAUUAGUCUACCAAAACUAAUAAAAUUAUUAUUCUCAUUUCUCAAUAAUAUAUUUCAGGUUGUAAGAAAGGUACCUACCUACUUACUUGAAACUAGUAGGAAUUAUUAUUUAUAACUAUAUUUUCUUUAUACAUAUACCACUCAUAAUUUUAAACUAAUAAGUUAAUUUCUGUGCAACAUUGUAAGUAACAUAAAAU
Messenger RNA from Ceutorhynchus assimilis (cabbage seed weevil), 2622 nucleotides. The record is from the annotation of a GenBank genome assembly. NCBI's taxonomy places the organism in Eukaryota, Metazoa, Arthropoda, Insecta, Coleoptera, Curculionidae.